CACACUGUCAGCUGUCAUAUUUUGACAAUUCAAACUUGUCAAAGUUUCCCUUUCAUUUACAAGGGUAAAUAAAGUUUUAAAAUACCCUUGUUUUGAAUUAAAAAUACCAAGAAACUCCCAAAUUAGUCUACCACGGCACUCUCCUUGAAGCUGUGACCGAUAUCGAAGUUUGUCGCCGACUCGCCGAGGCCAGCAGUUGUGGUCCGGCCGUGUAGCGAGCUGGUGCCGUGUGCGAGUAGUACAUACCAGUAAAGAUGAGCGUGCAAUCUGACUCGGAGAAGCGCAAGCAGAUCUCCGUCCGCGGGAUCGUGGCGGUGGAGAAUGUGACGGAGGUGAAGAAGGCGUUCAACAAGCACGUCCACUACACGCUGGUGAAGGACCGCAAUGUGGCCACCCCGCGCGACUACUACUUCGCGCUGGCCCACACCGUGCGGGACCAUCUCGUGUCCCGCUGGAUCCGGACACAGCAGUACUACUAUGAAAAGGAUCCCAAGCGUGUCUACUACCUAUCUCUGGAGUACUACAUGGGCCGUUCCCUCCAAAACACGAUGAUCAACCUGGGCAUCCAGGGCACAGUGGACGAGGCCCUGUACCAGCUGGGUCUGGACAUCGAGGAGUUGGAGGAGCUGGAGGAAGAUGCUGGUCUGGGUAAUGGAGGCCUCGGAAGAUUGGCUGCCUGUUUCCUGGACUCCAUGGCCACCCUGGGGUUGGCAGCUUAUGGAUAUGGCAUCAGAUACGAGUACGGCAUCUUCACGCAGAAGAUCGAGAACGGCGAGCAGCAAGAGGAGCCCGACGACUGGCUGCGCUACGGCAAUCCGUGGGAGAAGGCGCGGCCUGAGUUCAUGCUGCCCAUCAACUUCUACGGCAGGGUCGUUGACACGCCGCAGGGGAAGAAGUGGGUGGAUACUCAGAUCGUGUUCGCCAUGCCGUAUGACAACCCCAUCCCCGGGUAUCAGAACAAUGUCGUCAACACGCUGAGGCUCUGGUCCGCCAAGAGCCCCAACGACUUCAACCUUAAGUUCUUCAACUCCGGCGACUACAUCCAGGCAGUCCUGGACCGCAACUUGGCGGAGAACAUCUCUCGCGUUCUCUACCCCAACGACCACUUCUUCGAGGGGAAGGAGCUGCGGCUGCGGCAGGAGUACUUCAUGUGCGCGGCCACUCUGCAGGACAUCGUGCGCCGCUACAAGUCAUCCAAAUUCGGCUGCCGGGACGCCGUCAGGACCACCUUCGAUAGCUUGCCCGAAAAAGUCGCCUUACAACUCAACGAUACCCAUCCCGCUUUAGCCAUCCCAGAGCUGCUGAGAAUCUUGGUGGAUAUAGAGAAUGUGCCGUACGAUCAAGCCUGGGAUUUGGUGGUUAAGUGCUGCGCGUAUACUAACCACACGGUGUUGCCGGAAGCGCUGGAGCGCUGGCCCGUAUCGAUGCUCGAGAAUGUGCUUCCACGUCACAUGGAGCUGAUCUAUCAUAUCAACUUCCUGCAUCUGAAGGAGGUGGAGAAGCGCUGGCCCGGUGACUUCGACAAGAUGCGCCGCAUGUCGUUGAUUGAGGAGGAAGGCGAGAAGCGAGUCAACAUGGCAAAUCUGUCGAUCGUGGGGUCCCACGCAGUCAACGGAGUGGCAGCCAUCCACUCAGACAUCCUCAAAGUGACCAUCUUCAAGGACUUCUACGAGAUGUGGCCGGAAAAGUUCCAGAACAAGACCAACGGUAUUACCCCGCGGCGCUGGCUGCUGCUGUGCAACCCUGGUCUCUCUGACCUGAUCUGCGACAAGAUCGGCGAAGACUGGAUCGUCCAUUUGGACAAACUCAGCGAAUUGAAGCGCUGGGCUAAAGACCCGGCGUUCCAGCGGGCCGUCAUGAAAGUCAAGCAGGAGAACAAACUAAAACUGGCUUCUUUAAUCGAAAGAGAUACAGGGGUGAAGAUAAACGUGGCGUCGAUGUUCGACGUGCAAGUGAAGCGUAUUCACGAGUACAAGCGGCAGUUGCUGAACAUCCUGCACGUGAUCACGCUGUACAACCGCAUCAAGCGCGACCCCUCGGCAGUGGUGACUCCCCGGACCGUCAUGAUCGGCGGGAAGGCGGCUCCUGGAUACUACACGGCUAAGUGGAUUAUAGCGCUGGCUUGCGCCGUCGGCAACACCGUGAACAACGACCCCGACGUGGGCGACAAGCUGAAGCUGAUCUUCUUAGAGAACUACCGCGUGACGCUCGCGGAGCGCGUCGUGCCCGGCGCUGAUCUCAGCGAGCAGAUCUCGACGGCGGGAACAGAGGCAUCGGGUACCGGCAACAUGAAGUUCAUGUUGAACGGAGCUCUCACUAUCGGCACGAUGGACGGCGCCAACGUGGAGAUGGCGGAGGAGGCGGGCGAGGAGAACUUCUUCAUCUUCGGCAUGAGGGUCGAGGACGUGGAGGCGCUGCAGAAGAAGGGAUACAACGCGAACGACUACUACGCCCGCAACCCGGAGCUCCGGCAGUGCAUCGAGCAGAUCCGGUCCGGGUUCUUCUCGCCGGGUGAGCCGGGCAAGUUCGCGCCGCUGGCCGACAUCCUGCUCCAACACGACCGCUUCCUGCACCUCGCCGACUACGACAUGUACGUCGCCGCGCAGGAGAAGGUGGCUGAGGUCUACCAGGACCAGGCGAAGUGGGCAGAGAUGGUGAUCAUGAACAUCGCGUCUUCUGGAAAGUUCUCUUCGGACCGCACCAUCGCGGAGUACGCUCGCGAGAUCUGGGGCGUCGAGCCUUCAUGGGAGAAACUACCUGCCCCCUAAGCUACUCUCCACCCUAAAUACAACCCUGUAAAGUCGCAUUUUGUGUAACCGUCAUCGCAGUUUUGAUGAGCGAGAGAGAACAUAGUCCUCUGUAUCUUUUAUUUAAAUGUCGAAUUUGAAAAUCCCUGUGAAUGUUUGUUUAUCUCUCUAAUACUAAACUGUUUUAUUUACAUACUUCUAGUCCUAAUCAAUGUCUAAAAUAUAAAAAGAGCGUUAAAUAUGAAAUGUAGGUUUUAGAGUGAAAGACUAAGGUCUGUUAUAAAUGUUAUAAUA
This is a messenger RNA of Plutella xylostella (diamondback moth), 3041 nucleotides long. It is a transcript of the gene Glyp, whose product is annotated as glycogen phosphorylase. NCBI's taxonomy places the organism in Eukaryota, Metazoa, Arthropoda, Insecta, Lepidoptera, Plutellidae. Gene Ontology annotation, cellular component: cytoplasm. Gene Ontology annotation, molecular function: glycogen phosphorylase activity; pyridoxal phosphate binding. Gene Ontology annotation, biological process: glycogen catabolic process. The record is from RefSeq and is a predicted model, not a curated record.